AUGCAGGGACUCCUCCGUUUGCCUCCUGAAAUGCUUCUAUUCAUCCUCAAGUACUUUGAGUCCCCCCAGCAUACCCCUGUCCUCCUGUCCCUGUGCCUGACUUCGCGCCAACUUUACGCUUUGGCUCAACCGAUACUGUUCAAGGCUUACCAUCUAUCCAAUCUGAAAGACCUCGUCCUUCGGGCAGAUCCAACCGAGUUCAACGAUAUCUCGACUGAUAUUAUUGCACAGUUUCUGCGCCUACCGCACCUGGAGAAUUUGUCUAUCUCGCACCUGAACGUGACGAGGGCUAGACAUGUGAAGGUGCUUCUUCCAUUGCAAUCCCCCAACCUAACAUCUCUUUCCUUGAACCAUAGUUACAUGGAGGUAGACGACUUGGAACCUCUCGUGCGCUCGUGCAAGGGUCUUAAGAUGUUCAUAUACGAGGCGGCGUUGGAAAGCAGCUCCAAGAUCUUUCCAAUGCUGCAUUCUCAGAAAGAGACACUUGAGGUGAUUGUCGUCAAUACCAAUUUCACAAGCCCUCGCCUUAUGGAACAGGAAGAUUAUCCAACAAUUGAACCGUUCGCUUCCUUUACAAACCUCCAACAUCUGGAGAUCGAGCAAUGCUUCUUGAACGAUGAUCCCGAGCUGCCCGAGUCUCUCGAAUAUUUGAUCAUUCGCGGUUGUGAACAUCCGGUGUCAAAGCUGCUGACCAACCUGACGAAUCGCAGCUAUGGCGGGUUAGGGUCACUGGAAAUGGUCAUUCUUCAACCCCUAUUAUCACCUCCAAAUGGGCUGCUCGGCCUGCCUCGAAGAUUUGGAAGAGGUGACUUCUAUGAGAAUCGACAGUACUAUUCUGCAUUUGAGAAAGCUUGCAGACGACUGGAUAGAAUCACAUGCGGGGCACUGUUUGACCUUCAUAUCAGAUCCAACGAGUGGAUGGAAUAUCGGGAAGGGCUUCUCUAA
Molecule: messenger RNA, 945 nt
Organism: Aspergillus clavatus NRRL 1
Lineage: Eukaryota; Fungi; Ascomycota; Eurotiomycetes; Eurotiales; Aspergillaceae
Product: F-box domain protein
Exons: 2
Coding region: 1-945 (314 amino acids)
Molecular function (GO): protein binding
Source: RefSeq, a predicted model, not a curated record